Pyrenophora tritici-repentis Pt-1C-BFP is the source of this 330-nucleotide messenger RNA. RefSeq names its product DUF641 domain containing protein. NCBI's taxonomy places the organism in Eukaryota, Fungi, Ascomycota, Dothideomycetes, Pleosporales, Pleosporaceae. The record is from RefSeq and is a predicted model, not a curated record.
AUGCCCUCGACAAACACCGCCACUGAAAACACAUCAAAGUCGCAGCUCGACGACUUCCUGCGCCGAACCAACAACGCGGAUCUUCAUACAGCCAAGCCAGGCGCAAAGGAUCAGGAAGAUUGGGAACUCGUCGACGAGCAGGCCGUUCUAGACGACCAAGACAAGACUGAGUGGAUUCUUGUGGGCAAGACCGAGGCGGAGAUUCGUGCGCAGGAUCAGAGCAAGGUGGUGGACAUGGACAAGACAGCAAAGCGCAAACACGAGAAACACCAAUUAGCCAAGCGACGCAUGGCAAAGCGUGCAAGGCGCAUGUAUUCGAUGUCCAAGUAG